Messenger RNA from Camelus dromedarius (Arabian camel), 5767 nucleotides. RefSeq names its product synapse defective Rho GTPase homolog 2 (gene SYDE2). The transcript has 7 exons. Gene Ontology annotation, molecular function: GTPase activator activity. NCBI's taxonomy places the organism in Eukaryota, Metazoa, Chordata, Mammalia, Artiodactyla, Camelidae. Gene Ontology annotation, cellular component: synaptic membrane. The coding region runs from base 271 to 3837 and encodes 1188 amino acids. The record is from RefSeq and is a predicted model, not a curated record. Gene Ontology annotation, biological process: signal transduction; cell migration; regulation of Ras protein signal transduction.
CGCUGGCUCACUCGCGCCUGUUUGCACACCCCGCCGGGCUCCGAGGGCAGCGGAGAGGACGAGGAGGACGACGACGAGGACGACGCCGACUACUACGAGAACCUGCCCGGCGGCUCCCAGCCCUCGCCCGAGCCUGAGGGGGCGGAGGCGGAGCGGUGGCCCCCGCCUCCCCCGGCGGCGGGCUCCUCCCCGGGGGCGGAGGGCGGCCGCCUGGAGACAGGCAGGCUGCAGACCCAGUUGCGAGAGGCCUAUUAUCUGCUGAUCCAGGCCAUGCACGACCUGCCCCCUGACUCGGGCGCGCGGCGGGGCGACCGGGGCUGGGCGGAUCGCGGGUGCCCUGCGGGAGCCUGGGCUCGGGGCCAGCCGCCUUCCCCCUGCGGCGCAGCGGACUGCCGAGCCGGCCCCCAAGACUGGGAGGGGGGAGGCGGCGGCCGCCCUUGGCAGCAGGUGUCUCCGCCCUGGUCGCCUCCGAGGGAGUCGGGGGGAGGCCGCCCGCGGACUCCUCGGAUGCAGCUGUCCUGCAGCAGAAGCCUCGACAGUCUCGGGGUAGGUGCCAAGCCGCCUCCCUUCCAGCGGUGGCGCAGCGACAGCUGGAUCAGGUGCGGCGCGCGCGGGGACCCGGACGAGCCCCCGCCACGUGGAGACGGGAUGGAAGGCUGGAGCGGAGGCAGCGCCCGGGCCGCGGCACCCUCCGGCCUUCGGACUCCUGUCUCCGAGGACCCCGGCCGCUCCUCGGGAAGUCCUUUCCGGGAUCCUGCGGGGUCCUCUGUGAUCCGCCACGGCAAAGGAGACGGCCAGGAGGGGCUCCCCUUCCUCAAACCGCCCGCAGUGACAGUCAAAAAGCUGCAGAAGUGGAUGUACAAAGGACGCCUGCUGUCCCUGGGAAUGAAGGGUCGCGCCCGUGGGACACCCCCCGAAGUCGCGGAAGCGCAAGCAAUCUCUCCAAAUCUGGGCACUUUGAAAAUGCAGGAAAGUCAAGUCCUCUCGGUGCCUCCAAACCAAAGAAUUACGCUGACAGAUUUAUUUGAAAAUGUCUAUGGGUCGUCAAUGAAGAGACGAGACUUCGAAGAUUUGAAGGAUAAUAUGGACUUCAGGGGUCAUAAGCCACUUAAUAGCAUCACUGUGUCAAAAAAACGCAACUGGCUGUAUCAGAGUACUUCGAGGUCUUUUAAUUUGGAAGAAGAAAAUAAGAAAUGCCAAGAGAUAAGCCAUUUAUCCAUCUCACCUGUUUCUCUACCUAAACAUCAGCUAUCACGCCCUUUCCUCAGAUCACCUGAAGAAUAUUGUACGUAUAUGGUGUGCAGUGCUGCAGGUUCUUCAUUAUCAAGGAACUGCUCACUAGAUUGUAAUGAGGAGAAUGAUGCGGAUGAUGAAGGAGAGAUAUGGUACAACCCCAUCCCUGAGGAUGACGACUUUGGUAUAUCAAGUGCCCUGAGUUUUGGUGAGGUGGACUCUGCUGUGCUGAAGUUUCCUGCUGUCAGUGUGAGAGUAGUAUCUGGAGGUGACCUCGUGAAAGCCGAGCAGCACGCUGAAGACUUGCUGGGCUCCUCUGAACGUGGAGGCGAUGUUCAGACCACACAGCCACAUGAAGUGACUCCUGUAGAUCCCAUCCAUUCCACAGAGCUUGUGCACCAGCACACGCAAAGGCAUGGACACAAGACACAAGAAGCUAUAAUGGUAGACGAGAGUCCCAUGUUGAGAUCUCCUCUUGCAGGUCCUGGGAUCCUAGCUGCUACAAAUAAGACUGAAUUGGGAGUUAUAGAACCAUCUCCAAGCCCUAGCUCUGUGAAGAAAGGCAGUUCAAUUAAUUGGUCUUUUCCAGAUAAAAUAAAAUCUCCACGAACUGUGAGGAAACUUUCCAUGAAAAUGAAAAGGUUGCCAGAACUUAGCCGAAAACUGAGCGUUAAAGGAACCUUGAAUUAUGUAAACAGUCCAGAUAAUAGUCCUUCCUUGUCUAAAUGUAACUGUCAAGAAAUUCAUCACGCAGUUAUUCUGCCUUCUGGGAACACAACCACAGCUGCUAGGAGGAAUGUUAUAAGUCGGUACCAUCUUGAUACCAGUGUGUCUUCUCAGCACAGCUACCAGAAGAUAACUUCUGUGAGUUCUAAGUAUUCCUGCAAAGGUGGUUACCUCAGUGAUGGAGAUUCACCUGAACUUAUAGCUAAAUCUAGCAAACAUGGAUCUGAAAACAAGUUUGCAAGAGGAAAAGAAAUAAUUCCAAAUAAUUGCAGCAAGAAUGAGAUAGACAUUGACGCUUUUAGACAUUACAGCUUUUCUGAUCAGCCCAAGUGCUCACAGUACAUAUCGGGGCUCAUGAGCGUGCACUUCUAUGGUGCUGAGGACUUAAAACCACCUCGCAUAGAUUCAAGAGAUGUCUUCUGUGCAAUUCAGGUCGAUUCAGUAAACAAAGCCAGAACAGCUUUGCUUACGUGCCGGACAACAUUUUUAGACAUGGAUCACACUUUCAACAUAGAAAUUGAAAACGCACAGCAUUUGAAAUUAGUAGUAUUCAGUUGGGAGCCCACUCCAAGAAAAAACCGAGUGUGUUGCCAUGGAACUGUUGUUCUUCCCACCUUAUUCAGAGUGACAAAGACACAUCAGUUGGCUGUCAAACUUGAACCCAGAGGUCUUAUUUAUGUGAAGGUGACUCUUUUGGAACAGUGGGAGAAUUCACUUCAUGGACUAGAUGCAAAUCGAGAACCAGAAAUAUUUGGCGUUGAUAUUCGAAAAGUUGUAGAGAAAGAAAACACAGGCUUGAUGGUACCACUCCUGAUUCAGAAAUGUAUUAUGGAAAUUGAAAAGAGAGGCUGUCAGGUGGUAGGCCUGUACCGAUUGUGCGGUUCGGCAGCCGUCAAGAAAGAACUUCGAGAGGCUUUUGAGAGGGAUAGCAAAGCCGUCGGUCUGUGUGAAAACCAGUACCCAGAUAUAAAUGUGAUAACAGGUGUUCUUAAGGAUUAUUUAAGAGAACUUCCUUCUCCUCUGAUAACAAAGCAGCUUUAUGAGGCCGUAUUAGAUGCAAUGACCAAAAAUCCUUUGAAGAUGUCAUCAAAUGGUUGUGAGAAUGACCCAAGUGACUCUAAGUACACGGCUGACCUGCUGGACUGUCUGCCUGACGUGGAGAAGGCAACCCUAAUGAUGUUGUUGGAUCAUUUGAAAUUGGUGGCUUCUUAUCACGACGUGAAUAAGAUGACUUGCCAGAACUUGGCUGUGUGCUUUGGACCAGUACUGUUGAGUCAGAGGCAAGAGACGGCCACCCAUAACAACAGAGUCUUCACUGAUUCGGAAGAACUCGCGAGUGCUUUGGAUUUUAAAAAACACAUUGAAGUUCUUCAUUACUUACUGCAACUCUGGCCAGUGCAACGUUUAACUGUCAAAGAAUCAGAGCAGAAGUCUUCUCUAAAUUAUUUGAGGCGGAAGAAAGAACGACCUUACCUGUUACAUUUGAGUGGUGCUGGUUCAUCAGGAGUACUCAGGCCAAGGCAGACCAGGUUAGACAGCCCACUUAGUAACCGUUACGCAGGAGACUGGAGCAGCUGCGGAGAAGACUACUUUUUAAAUGCAAAAGAAAACUUAAAUGAUGUGGAUUAUGAUGAUGUCCCUUCAGAAGACAGAGAAAAUGGAGAAAACUGUAGCAAAAUGUGUGAACCAGGUAUCAUGAUUGAACAGCCAACUCCCAUGUCCAAAGAGUGCACAUUUCAGACAUACUUGACGAUGCAGACAAUUGAGUCUACUGUGGACCAAAAAGUCAAUCUCAAAGAUCUACAAGAAAGUAUUGACACUUUGAUUGGAAAUCUGGAGCGUGAGCUCAACAAAAACAAGCUUAAUAUGAGUGUUUGAGGUUGAGAGCGUUUAUUUUUUCAUGAUGUCUUAAGUUUUAAAUCAAUCUUUCUUACUUUCUUGUCUCUCUCACAGUGAUGUCUUAAGUUUUUUUUUCCUGAAACCUCCAGUUACUUUCUAACAAGUUCAUGUGAUUCAAUUAAAAACACCAUUCAUUAACAUAAUUUUUACUGAUUUCAUUAGAAAAUUCUCCUUGGGGUGAAGAUAACUUGGACUUCUUGUGGAUAUUUUGUUAAAUCUUGCCAGUUCUAUGGACAUAACUUUAAAAUGCACUUCUAAAGUUCAGAGAAGUUACUAGCCCCUCAGGAUUUUUGUGCUUUACAGGAACUGCUUUUCUGGAGCUGAAGCAGAUGUUCUGUCUGGAGGAGUGUUGCAGCUGCUCAGUCUGAUUUGCGGUCCGAGUUCAUGCACACUGCAACAUCAUUCGAUCACUUUUCAUUUGCAAUGCAAAUGCUGCUAUAAGAAAACCUUUUUAUAAAUAAAAGUAAAAUUAUACAAAUAUUAAUGUAUUCUUAUUAACAUUCAGUAAUUAUUUAAGCUUAUAAAAUUCAAUAUUUUUAUAAUCCCCCAAAUAUGUAUAUAUUUAUAAGUGCAUAUAUGUAUAGGAAUUAGAUGCGGGGAGGGACUGGCUGCAGAAUCACAUGUAUCUUUAAAAUAUAUGUCAUGAGGCCAAAAUCAUUAGUUUAAAAAAGUCUUUUUCAGGGGAAGAACAUUUAAGUUAAAGGAGGAGUUGCAUAGAAACACUUGAGCGAAAACACUAGAAGCAUCUGAAUAGAAAAAAUAGGCUUCCCUUUUUUGAGUCACAGAAAGUCACAGUAUCUCCAGUGAGAAGUCGUCUUUUAAAUUGAAAUGUAAUUUUUUAAGGUAUUAAGUGCCGAGACUUCUGCACUGUUGACUUUAAUUUAAAAAAUCUUCACCUGUUCUAUGCAUUUUUAUGUCCUGCUUUUUAAAACAAGGUAAUUAUUCUUAGAACAUAUUUAUUUGUAAUAGUACAUAUACAACAUUGAUUUUAUAAUUACUUUCAUUUGUUUCAAAAGAAAUCUUGCCAGCAUACCACGUUAUUGAUUUUUAAAAAUUAACUUAUUUUGGCUAAGUAUAUCUACAAGAUAGUCAUAGCAAUCACAACAGUGUCUGAAAAUGUAAAUUUAGAGGACUUUUUAAAUUAAAUUGGAAUAUAUUUUUUUAAACUUUUAUACCUACAGAAUGUGUAAUUUAAAAAUUAUAAAUAAAAUUUGAAUUACCAACUUAAGAUGUAGCAGCCAUUAAAAAAACUGAUUUCUUGAUGUUUUUCUAAAUAUUAAGGUAUUUAACUAUUUCUAUGCAAUAUACAUUGGUAAAUGGAACACCUUGUUAUUUAAUUUGCAAUUUUACUUGUUAAAAAACCAGAUAAAUAACUAUUUUUAUAUGAAACUUUCAUUUUUUAAAGCUUUGUGUAACAAUUCAGAAGAAUACCAAAAGAAUAUGUGGUAGAUAUAUAUAUAUGAGUAAGCAGUCAAAAGUAACGUACCUUAAAUGUUUUGUAAGAAGACUGUGUCAGUCUUCUUUCUGUUUGCUGUAUCGCGCAUAUUAUAUGAGUUGAGUAAGUUGUUCCAGAAAUGUAAAAGUUUUAUUAAAGUAUUAUAACCUUGGUGUCAUCCUAUUAAUAUUAUAAUGAUUUCAAGGAUCACUUAUUUUAAAGUCUUUUUUUUUUAAAGAACAUGUUAAAGUAUUGGACCAUAAUAUAUUAUCCAUAAAUAUAUGUAAUAACAUUUUUUUUCAACUAAAAUUCAGUUUUACAGAACCUGCAGGACUUUAAGGACCACACUUAUUUUGUUACAUUAUUUUGGAUGGGAAUAGUUUUAAAGUUAAUCACUGCCAUCUUAAAUAGAAAAUGCUAAAUUUGUUGUUUAAAUCACUGUCAUAAUAAAUCUCUUUUAUUGACUCUGCUGUA